Aspergillus thermomutatus is the source of this 2340-nucleotide messenger RNA. RefSeq lists its product as uncharacterized. NCBI's taxonomy places the organism in Eukaryota, Fungi, Ascomycota, Eurotiomycetes, Eurotiales, Aspergillaceae. Gene Ontology annotation, biological process: glycoprotein catabolic process; protein deglycosylation; protein quality control for misfolded or incompletely synthesized proteins. Gene Ontology annotation, molecular function: peptide-N4-(N-acetyl-beta-glucosaminyl)asparagine amidase activity; carbohydrate binding. Gene Ontology annotation, cellular component: nucleus; cytosol. The record is from RefSeq and is a predicted model, not a curated record. The coding region runs from base 1 to 2340 and encodes 779 amino acids. The transcript has 7 exons.
AUGCGACUUCUUCUUCUCAGCCAGCUGUUUCACUGGCUUUUGGCUUUGGCAGCAACGGCUUCUGCGUGGUCUUCUGUCGAUUACUCCCAGUAUGUAAAUGUUCUGAUGGGGUCAGAAGGCCCUUAUCCUGGCCAAGGCUACGGAGGAGGCGAUAUAUUCGUUGGAGGUGCGCGACCCUUUGGAAUGGCCAAAGUGGGAAUAGACACGACGGCCGCAAACUGGAGCAUUGCUGUGCUGAACGGCGGAUGGACUCCUGAUGGCAAUGUGACCGCAAUCAGCAUGAUGCAUGAAAGCGGUACAGGCGGUGCUCCGAAAUAUGGGAUCAUUCCGCAGAUGCCUCUGACAACUGUGUCGCCUCCUGUCAAUAUCCUGGAUAAUCUCACAUACAGUCAGCCCAGAGUCGGUCAGGAUACAGCCAGUGUAGGCUAUUUCAAGACCCAGCUGCAAAAUGGUGUUCAGGUAGAGCUUUCCGCUUCCAGUCACGCCGGGAUUGUUCAGUACUCGUUUCCUCAGGGUGAGAAGCAUGUGCUUGUGGAUGUAUCUCACUAUCUGCCCGGUUCUCCUGGAGACCCGAAUGGCCAAUUUUAUGUUGGCGGAGAGAUCACAAUUGAAGAGAACGGUAGAGCUUACAGCGGAUAUGGGACGUACGUUGGCGGAUGGAACAAUGGAGCGGCCUUCACAGUCUAUUUUUAUGGAGAAUUUUCCAUGAAGCCUACAAUGGCUCGAACCUUUACUGGAAAAAAUACAGAUCCCAUGCCACGAUACCAGAAUCUCGCCAAUGGCGCUAUGAGCGAGCCAACAUACGGGAACGUAUCGGAUAAGGCAACAUCAGGGCCUAUGAAUGACCGUGUUGGCGCUCUUUUCAGCUGGGACGAGAAUGCAAAUCCACAAAUCGUCUCGCGAAUUGGGAUCUCGUUUAUAUCGCCUGAGAGGGCUCAGUCGUAUAUUGAGUCCGAGAUCCCAUCGUGGACACUCAAUGACACCGUCAAAGCUGCCGUUGCUGAAUGGAAUCAGGAGGUCCUCAGCAAAGUCCAGGUGCCACUUGACAGUACUGCAAACAUCACCCACGUGCGGCUGCUCUACAGCUCCCUGUAUUUCAUGCAUUUGAUGCCUUCUAACCGGACUGGGGAGAACCCACUCUGGCAGUCGGGGGAGCCGUACUGGGACGACUUUUAUACUCUCUGCUUCCUGCCCGACGGGCGCUCGGGCAAUUGGAACGGACUGGUGCAAGGCGGCUCCAACGCUGACAAUGUCCUUGCCGAUGCGUACGUCAAAGGAUUGCGUGGCGCAAUCAAUUGGACAGACGGGUAUGCAGCGAUGAAGACGGACGCCGAAGUCAUCCCAUACAAUACAUGGGACCCUACCGAUCUAUCUGCGAGCACCAAGGAGGGUCGAGGGGCGUUGGGGGACUGGCUUGAACUGGGCUAUGUCUCUGAGGAUCGAAACACACGCUGCAUCUCGCGGACUGUCGAGUACAGUCUGAAUGACUUUGCCUUGAGCCAAGUAGCCAGCGGGGAGAUGCCCGGUGAUCGCGAAAAGUAUCUGAAGAGAUCAGCGGGAUGGCAGAAGAUAUGGAAUCCAGACGUUGAGAGCUUGAACUUCACUGGGUUUCUAGCCCCAAAGUUUUCGAACGGCGAGUUCAACAAUAGCGGAUACGACCCGCUUUACUGUUACGAGUGCGAAUGGCAUGCGUAUACUUAUGAAGCCGUACCAUGGGAGUACUCCUUCGUGAUUCCACAUGAUAUGGAGACUUUAAUCGAGUUCAUGGGCGGGCCAGACACUUUUGAAUCCCGGCUAGACACGAUGUUCAAACCCAAUCUGUCAGUUCAGAGCCUUGGGCCGAACGGCGCGGGCAUAUCGACACUCAUCAACAUUGGGAAUGAGCCUGAUUUUGCGACACCGUACCUCUACAACUAUAUCAACAAACAAGCGAAAAGCGUUCAGAUGUCCCGCCGCCUGGGAUUGCAGUACUUCAAGGACGCACCCUACGGAGUGCCAGGAAACAGCGAUGCAGGCGCCAUGAACUCAUGGCUCCUGUGGCAGAUGCUUGGCAUCUACCCAGUCGUCACGCAACCGGUCUACCUGAUCUCGUCGCCCUGGUUCCCCGAUCUGAACAUGACGAUCAACGGGAACCAGACAUUGAGAAUUACUGCGACGGGUUUAACUCAGGGCUUUUAUGUGCAAAGCGUCAAGAUCAACGGGCAAGCGUGGACAAAGAACUGGUUCGAGCACGAGGAUAUCAUGGCACAAGGCGGGACUAUUGAGUUUGAACUAGGUGCUGAGAUGAAGGACUGGGAGACUGGUAGCGUGCCACCGUCGCCUGGACAUGUCGGGGCAUAA